AUGCAUGCAGUUGAACAGAAAGUCCACGAAUUUGCUGCACAUGUUGGCUUGAAUAUUCCGAGAAACGCUUCCCCUACACUGCCAAACGUAAAAGCUCAAUGUAGCUUGAACAUCGGCGUAUCAGGAAUGCAAUCAUCUACCGAGCGCUUCAGAUAUCAGCUGUGGCCUAGUCUGAAAAAGACAGCAGCAGCGGAGGGACGACGCACACCCGAUCUGAGUGACUUGAAAAAGAACCCAUUCAAGGAGGGUGGAACACUCCACCGGCGCCGUAAGAUCAGUGUCCCAGAGCUUGGGCUCAUGACAACCGUUCAGGAAACGUUCGUGGAUUCACCCACGAUACCUGGUAAAUUUCCUAGCCAUGAGCGGUCAAAUAGUGCUCCAGGAACAUCUUGGGGUCGGGGCACCUUUGGAAAUUCUGCUCUAGAUCCUGUCGGAGAGCCACCAAGUGCCUCUAAAGAAUCGUUUGGAAAAGUAAUUGGCCGAUCUGCUUUAGAUGAUUGCGGACAUAAGUCAGGUAAAAGGACUUCCUCGCUCUUGCUCCCCAAUGCACUAGAUGCAUAUCCUUUGGCAGUAGAUGUGAUAGAAACAUCAAAGGCCAGCUCGCCUAUAAAAAGUUUAGAACAAAACACAUCUAAAGAGGAAGAGCCACCUGCAGUGCCCCCGAAAUCUCCUCGACUUGGUCUUCGGAUCCCACCAACGGAGCCAAUGACCAAUUAUUCCAAUUCCAGCCCAAGCUCCUUUGAUACCACAUUGGCAAUGGCAACAAAUUGUGCUCCAGCAGAUAAUUCUUAUGCAAGUGGCUUCAUAUCUCCAUUAAAAACGAAGAAAUCCGGAACGAACCUGGCUUCACUUGAAUCGGCACACCCUUCCACCACACAGAUUUUACCAGGAACGGGCAGACAGUCAUCGCUUCAUACGAGGAACAGGAGUGCUGGGGUAUGCCAAACAUAUCAGAACACGAACAUGCCUGCACCGAUACUACACAGGAAAUAUUCGAUGCCAUUGAGACAGCAACAAAACUUCUCUCCAGACUCAAUGAGUUGGGGCCAACCCCCAAGGAAUGAGUCCCCAAUCGACAGUCCCCAGGCUCAACACGUCAAAAAGGAACCAAUAGAAGAUGGAUGUCUCAUCCUUCCAGCAGGUAUCCCCGCACACACAGCGCCGAAAUUGCUUUCCCAAUACGAAAUUGAAAGAUUGAGAAUCCAAGCACGGGAACAAGCGACACGAUUUGAGGUGCUGAAGUACUCAGAAGUCAGAUCGCUUUCCAGGGAAUUGCGAGCGCUCGAUAAAAGAUGCAAUUAUCUCCGGGAAACUCAUAUAUCUUUGCGGUCAGGGCGACACAGCCUACACAAACGCAUGAUCUCAUACCUAAAGUCACCCCGAGUAUCCAAAUUUACAAGGGAGGGAAUCUUAAAGCAAGAAGAGGCUCUCUCCGAACUUGAUCAAUCCAUCGACGAAUGGGUCUUUAAGUUGGAUCAAGCUGAAAAUAGAAGGAACCGUGUUCGCCAGAAGUUACUUGAACAUAUAGCUGGUGCGCUGUUACUCCGAAACUCAUAUUCUGAAGACGAUAUUUUGGGCGACGAUCAGACACCACCUCGAAGUCCCAGCAAGAUGGAUUCUCCGCCAAGCAGUAGAUGCAGGGACGUAGAGUCGAUCAAGGUAUACGCAGAUGCCGAGCUGCGUACCUUGUUUGCCAACAUUGAAAAGGAGAUGGAGAGGAUGGCAAACUCCGAUACGUCGACUUCACUCACGACCGAAGUGGGUGCUUAA
Paracoccidioides brasiliensis Pb18 is the source of this 1770-nucleotide messenger RNA. RefSeq lists its product as uncharacterized. The transcript has 4 exons. Bases 1 to 1770 code for a protein of 589 amino acids. The record is from RefSeq and is a predicted model, not a curated record.